Onthophagus taurus is the source of this 894-nucleotide messenger RNA. It is a transcript of the gene Prosbeta7, whose product is annotated as proteasome subunit beta type-4. NCBI's taxonomy places the organism in Eukaryota, Metazoa, Arthropoda, Insecta, Coleoptera, Scarabaeidae. The record is from RefSeq and is a predicted model, not a curated record. Gene Ontology annotation, cellular component: cytoplasm; proteasome core complex.
GUCAAAAUCAACAUACAAAACCGACGUUUUCAAAGUUACUUGUCAUUCUGCAACUUAAUUAAAAUUAUGUUUUUCAAUUCCGAUUCGUUUUCGGCGCCCUCUUUUUGGCAAAAUGGUCCCGCGCCGGGGGCUAUUCACCAUUUUCCGGGAAAUGCAGCCGGAAAUGGGGAUUAUUUCACACGCUCUAAAGCCCCGGUUACUACAGCCACAUCGAUCAUUUCGAUGGUUUUUGAUAAGGGGGUGAUAAUCGCCGGUGAUCUUUUGGGUUCAUACGGAUCUUUAGCUAGAUAUCGUAAUUGUCCAAGGGUUAUGAAAGUUAAUAAAAAUAUUAUUUUGGGAGCUGGUGGAGAUUAUGGUGAUUUUCAGUAUGUUAAGGAUUUUAUUGAUCAAAAAAUAAUUGAUGAGCAAUGUUUGGAUGAUGGAUUCACAUUAAAACCAAAUUCUCUUUAUUGUUGGUUAACGAGAAUUUUAUACAACAGAAGAAGUAAAUUUGAUCCAUUCUGGAAUAAUUUCGUUGUUGGGGGACUUCAAGAUGGUCAACCAUUUUUGGGUACAGUUGAUAAACUAGGAACUUCUUACCAAGAUAAAACUAUUUGCACUGGUUAUGGAGCUUACAUGGCUCUCCCCAUUUUAAGAGCUGCCCUGGAAAAGAAUCCUAACCCAACUGAACAAGAUGCAAGACAACUUAUACAUAAAUGUAUGGAAGUUUUGUUCUACCGCGACGCAAGGAGUUUUCCCAAAUAUCAAUUGGCUAUUAUCACACCGGAUGGGGUUAAUGUUGAUGGUCCUAUUGAGGUUCAACAAAAUUGGAACCUUGCUCAUUUGAUUAAUUAAAAUAUUUUAUAAUUUAAUUUUCUUUUAAAAUGAAUAAACAUGAUUUUUUUUGCUAGGUUG